Molecule: messenger RNA, 1399 nt
Organism: Anopheles aquasalis
Lineage: Eukaryota; Metazoa; Arthropoda; Insecta; Diptera; Culicidae
Source: RefSeq, a predicted model, not a curated record
UUCGUUACUGAAUCCGGCCGGACAUCGGUGCAGAUAGAUGUCUGCGUUGAGCAAACACUUUGACCGGGCGAUGGCCGGCGUCGGCUGCCAGGAGAUACUACAUCCGGGCCGCUCGUGUCUAGCGUUUAACGGGGCCAACUUUAUCGGCACAAUCCGCUCGAAUGCGUCCUUCUUCGUACCGAUCGCGCUGCUGCGGCUGCUGAUGCUCGCCCAUCACCGCCAAACACUGUCCGGGGCCAUCGUGCGCCAGGCAAUCGGUGAACUCGGUGCCAUGAUGGUCAAUGGGAUGCUCGUGGCAAACUGUUGGACCGGUACGUUCUGUGCAGUGUCACGGCUGACCGGCCGAAUCCACGAUAACUACUCCGUGUCGCUGGCACCGCUGCUCGGCACGUUCGCGAUGCUGCUGAUGCCGGCCUACGUCAAGACGACGCACGCUAAGGCGGUGUUCGUGGCGAACCUGGAGUGCUGGAUUAAAUCGCGACCAUCGCGGCUAGUGGCGGCGUUGCGCAAAUCGCGCACCUUCGGCACGCUCUGCUUCAUGCUGCUCAGUGCCGGUAUCGUGCAGUUGGCCGGCAGCGCGAACCGUCAAAGCGAGUUUUGGUUCAUAGCACCAUUGAAACCACGGGCGGACGCGGGCGCGGGCGCAGGAUGCUGCCUUCACGCGGACACCUGUACCCAGUACGUAAUGAAGGGCUUGCGGACGUACCUUGCCUUUAGCACCGUGCUGGAGCUAGCACGCCGAACGAUCGUCACUUUCGGCCAGCUACGGUUGAGCCCUGGUGAACGAUUAAAGUCACUGGUACGGCUUCGCUAUCGGUUGAUACUGUUCCUCACACUGUACAACAGUACUUAUCGGCUGUUCACGUGUCUGCUCGCCCGUGCACGCAGCAAAGCAGCCAAGGAGCACGGCAAUGUUACGGCCGGGUUCGUCAGUGGUCUCUGGUACGCACUGUAUCCUAACUACAACAUCUUCAAUCUGGCCGUGUCCACCUUUUGUCAGGUCUUCUGGAACUCGACGAUGGAGCGUUACACGAAUAGCCCCAUUGUCCGCGUGCUCGCCGCGGUACCAUUAGCGCCGAUCGUCUGGAGUGUGUCGAUGUGCUACGUAACGUACUCCCGUGCCUACUACCCAUGGGCGAUGUCUCGGUUUGCGCACAAAUUUAUCGACCUCUGCUCCAACUAUGCAUCGCGCACUGCCUCGGAGAACUUUGCCCGCCGUUUCCUGGUGGCAUGCUAGCCUGACCCUGCUAGGAGCAGACGCAAACGAUCCCGCCGGUUUUUGGUGCCGUACCGACUGUAGACCCCGAACAAUACAAACAGAGUAGUGCCGCGUGGUGCGGCCGUUAAUUUUGAAAAACUUAAAAAUGCCACAAACAUCUGCCCGAAACUGCUUUUCCCC